UAGUUCAUAGUAACUUCAAACUUGUAACAGUCGCGUUCGGGCUUCGAGAUCAUAAGGACGCGUGUUGCGGUGUCGUUGUAUAUAAACAAAAGAAUGAUAUACCGCGCAUUGUGAUAUACAAUAGUUAUCGAGCUUAUAAAUUUAAAAAGCGUUUAUUAAAGUGUUCUUGGACUUAAAAUAAAUAAAGUAAAAGGUGUAGAGCCUAUUCAAGAUGCCGGCAGAACCACUGGCUAAAGUUGUCCUGCGCAAUGUUACCCCGGAAAUAUCACGUCACAUGUUGUCCGAUGUGAGCACACUGCCUUGUGUGCAACUUGGUGACUAUCUUCUACAAUUUGAGCUUGAAGAGCCAAAAGAAUCUGUCCGAGAAAUAGCUAGACGCGAACUCCGAGAGACGCCAGACAUCGUGAAACCAGCGGUUGAGGAACUGAGAAGCCUCCUCGAAGCCGACAAAGACCUAUGGGUUCCCGUCGAAAACGACGCUUGGCUCAUCAGGUUCCUACGACCCUGCAAAUUCUAUCCUGAAAGUGCAUAUGAUUUAAUAAAGAGAUACUAUGCGUUCAAAGUAAAACACAGCAAGCAUUACGAGGGUCUGACUCCCAGUCAAGAGCAAAAUGUGUUCAAACAGAACGUUCUACGUGUUCUGCCAAACAGAGACCAGCUGGGACGGAGAGUUCUCGUACUGGAACUCGGGAAAAAAUGGAACCACAACAAAUGCUCGCUGGAUGAAGUGUUCAAGGGCUGCGUUUUGUUCCUCGAGGCGGCCAUGUUGGAGCCUGAGACGCAGGUCUGUGGGGCCGUCGUCAUCUUUGACAUGGAUGGACUCUCGCUGCAGCAAGUCUGGCAGUUCACGCCGCAGUUCGCAAAGAGAAUUGUCGACUGGUUACAGGAAAGCAUACCGCUCCGUAUCAAAGGUUUCUAUAUAAUUAACCAGCCAUACAUCUUCAAUAUGGUGUUCCAACUCUUCAAGCCCCUGCUGAAGGAGAAACUGCGGUCGCGUAUCGUUUUCAUGGGCAGUGACAGGGAGAUGCUCUAUAAAUAUAUAAGCCCCAAAUGUUUGCCAGAUUGCUAUGGAGGAACUUUGACCAUACCUAAUGUUUCUGGACCCCAAUGGUUGGAACUGCUCCUGAUAUGUGAUAAGGAGUUUAUAGCUAUCAAUUCGUAUGGGUAUAAGAAAAAGUAGAUUUAAUAUAUUUUAAAAUUUAAAUAAAAAUGUGAUAUUGAAAAUGUUAUCACCUACAUGGUGUUCAUUUUAUGCAUGACACGGUUUACUGUAUUUAGUUGUACGUUAUAAUAAUUAUGUUCGCAUUUUUCAUGAAUAAUUUUCUAUAUAAAAUUAAAAUCUCAUUGUAUAUACAUAUAGCUGUAGGGGUUUUUAUAUUGAAUAUGUUAAAAAAAAAGACAAAUAAUAUUUAAUACAUGAUGUAUAUAUGUUAUUGUUAAUAGAAAAAUCACUUAAAGGACUGUGAUAUUAUUGAUAAUGCACAAUGGAUUUGCGAAUUCAACUGAUGUGAUUGGAGUGUUGUUUUUAAAUCUUGUAAGUUUCUCCGCUCAAAAACACUUAAGCAACUGAAAAAAUACGCACACACACAAAAAAACGGACAUUACUAUACUAAAUUUUAAUUUAUAAUUCCGAAGCACAUGUUUAACAUAAAAAAAACAAAUUCGUGUCAUAUUUUAUGACAAAUGUGACAAGUUUUUCCAACAAGGUUCGAAAAUUCAUAGCACUUUAUAUGAUUAAGAGUAAUUCACCUGCGUUAAGGAAAUGGUACGGAUACAGACUUCAUGAGUUUUUUAAUGAAUUUAUUAAAGUUACAUAACAAUACGCCUGGUAUUGUAUUACAAGGUUCAUUUUAAUUUCCUGUAAUGAUAGGAAAAAAUCUGAAGAAUUACAGCUUAAACGAGCGGCUGCACAGAAAAAGUUGCUAACGGAGAUCGAUUAGGACCAUCAUUGGAAGGAUUAUUUCAAUUCGAUGGCCCAUGCCUUAAUAAAAACCACAAGCAAAUGUGGUCCACAUUAUUUUGAUGACCCUCCCUUUUAUACUUAAGCAGAACCCUCACUAUAUUAAUGUGCAUAAACCACGUUUCUAUAAAAAGAACAAAUUUAUCACAGAUUUUUUUUGUUUGUCAUAUUAUAUUCAAUUGUAAAUUAAUUUGUACAAAAAAAAUAUAUAUAUUUUUAUUUCUAUA
This is a messenger RNA of Danaus plexippus (monarch butterfly), 2187 nucleotides long. RefSeq names its product clavesin-1-like. The record is from RefSeq and is a predicted model, not a curated record. The coding region runs from base 212 to 1180 and encodes 322 amino acids. Gene Ontology annotation, cellular component: membrane. NCBI's taxonomy places the organism in Eukaryota, Metazoa, Arthropoda, Insecta, Lepidoptera, Nymphalidae. Gene Ontology annotation, molecular function: phosphatidylinositol bisphosphate binding. The transcript has 7 exons.